UACAGCGGGAAGAGCGUCCCUGCGGUGGCUUGGCCUUCUCCUCUCUGAGAAGAGGAAGCCCCGGACCUCGGGAGCGGGAAGUGGUCCAGAAACUGCUCAGGUGUGGAUGUAGGUGGUUGAGCAACAGGCAGUCCUGCCUUCUUGAUUCCCCAUAAAGAUACAGUUCUCUGCAGUGCAUCUGAGAAGCAGCAGACAACCCAAUUUCUUGAGUCCCUGCCACCAUGAGGGAGACUUGGAUGGAGUUCCAGAUCCGAGCUUUGAUCUGACCCAGUCCCAGCCAUUGUGACCAUUUGGUGAUGAUAGCAUUUGAAGACCUGGCUGUGUUCUUUACUUGGGAGGAAUGGCAGAACAUGAACCAAGCUCAGAAAAUCCUGUACAGGGAUGUGAUGCUAGAGACCUACAGCAGCCUGUUCUCCCUGGGGUACUGCAUGACCAAACCUGACUUGAUCUUCAAGUUGGAGCAAGGAGCAGAGCCCUGGAUGGGGGAAGAAUGCCUACAUCAGAGCCUUCCAGUUGCCAUGAAACUGGAUGAACUGAUUAAGACCAACCAGAAAAGUCUGGAGGAAAAUCUGAAUCAGGAUGUUAUGAAAAAUAAUAAGACAUUAACUUCCAAGGGAGUUGAAUUCAGAAGAACACUUAAUUUAAGUAUAAGCCAUAUUCCAAAACUGAGUAUCAAAAAGAGAAACUAUUCAGGAAUAAAACCUGAAGAAUGUAGUAUAUGUCAGAAUGUGUAUCCCCAUUGUGGGCCUGAUCAGCUACAAGCUGGAGAGAAAUUUGAUGCUACUACGGUACCUGGGAACACUCUCCAGUUCUGUGAGCCUCUUAAUGAACAGCACAAAAUUCAGACCAUGGAGCAGGCACUUGAACAAAUUGGACAAGGGAAAGUCUUCAAAAGGAAGAAUAUAUUCCAUGAAUCUGAGAAGCUUUUUAUGGUAGAAACCUGUAAUAAGCCAACUGCCACUAUUGGCAAGACAACUCAAAUACUACAAGAUUUCCAUAAAAAGUCUAACCUCAGUAUACAUCAACAAAGUCCCAAAAGAGAGAACGUUUAUAAGUAUAUUGGGCCUGUGGAACCUGUCAUUUACCAAUCACAUGUUAGAAUGAAUCAUAGACCAAAUAUAGAGAAGAAAUCCUAUGCAUGUAAAACUUGUGGGAAGUCAUUCACUAAUAAAUUCUGCCAUCCCCUCCAUCACAGCACUCAUAUAGUGGAAAACCCUCAUGUGUGCAAUGAUUGUGGAGAAACCACUCACCAGAAGUCAGGUGUCAUUAGACAUCAGAGAAUUCACACAGGGUUGAAAUCUUAUAAAUGUAAUGACUGUGGGAAGUUCUUUGACCAGAAGAAACACCUCAUAAAUCAUCAGAGAAUUCACACAGGGGAGAAGCCUUAUGAAUGCAAUGACUGUGGAAAAACCUUUGGCCAGAAGUCAAACCUCAUAAAUCAUCAGAGAAGUCACAGAGGGGAUAAGCCUUAUGAAUGCAAUGACUGUGGAAAAGCCUUUGGCCGGAAGUCACACCUCAUAAAUCAUCAGAGAAUUCAUACAGGUGAUAAGCCUUAUGAAUGCAGUGACUGCGGAAAAGCCUUUGGCCAGAAGUCAUACCUCAGAAUGCAUCAGAGAAUUCACACAGGGGAGAAACCUUAUGAAUGCAGUGACUGUGGAAAAACCUUUGGCCGGAAGUCAAGCCUCAGAAAGCAUCAGAGAAUUCACACAGGGGAUAAGCCUUAUGAGUGCAAUGACUGUGGAAAAGCCUUUGGCCAGAAACCGCACCUCAUAAAUCAUCAGAGAAUUCACACAGGGGAUAAGCCUUAUGAAUGCAGUGACUGUGGAAAAGCCUUUGGCCACAAGUCACACCUCAGAAAGCAUCAGAGAAGUCACACAGGGGAUAAGCCUUAUGAAUGUGGUGACUGCGGAAAAACCUUUGGCCAGAAGUCAUACCUCGUAAAUCACCAGAGAAUUCACACAGGGGAGAAACCUUAUGAAUGCAAUGACUGUGGAAAUGCCUUUAGCCAGAAAUCAACACUCACAAAUCAUCAGAGAAGUCACACAGGGGAGAAACCUUAUGAAUGCAAUGACUGUGGAAAAACCUUUGGCCUGAAUUCAAACCUCAGAAAGCAUCAGAGAAUUCACACAGGGGAGAAACCUUAUGAAUGCAAUGACUGUGGAAAAGCCUUUGUCCAGAAGUCAAACCUCAGAACGCAUCAGAGAAGUCACACCAUGGAGAAAGCUUAUAAAUGAAAUGACUGUGGAAAAGCCUUUGGUCCCAUCCUUGCAUACCAAGGAUAAAUCCCACUUGGUCUGGGUGGAUGAUCUUUCUGAUGCAUUGUUAGAUUAAAUUGGCCAGAAUUUUGUUGCGGAUCUUUGCAUGUAUGUUCAUCAGGGAAAUUGGUCUAUAAUUACUUUCUCUGUUGUAGUUUUUUCAGGUUUAGGAAUGAAGGUGAUGCUGGCUUCAUAGAAAGAAUUUGGGAGAAUCACCUCUCUCUCAAUUGUUUUGAAUAACUUCAGAAGAAUUGAAGUUAGUUCUUCUUUAAAUGUCUGUCAGAAUUCAACAGUGAAGCCAUCCAAUCCUGGGAUUUUCUUUGUGGCAAGGGUCUUUAUUACUGAUAUCAUUUCCAUCUGGUUGUGGGUGUGUUUAGUUUUCCUAUAUCUGUGUUGCUCAAUUUACGUAGGUUUUAUGGAUGUCAGGAUGGUGGAAAGCCUUUUUGCUGUAAUUCAUAACUCAUAAGAUAUCAGAGAAUUCACACAGGGAAUUUUCUAUAUGACCUUUUUGUACAAGUUAUAUCUCAUGAAAUAUUAGAGAAUUCACCAAGGGGAGAAAUGCAUGAAUGUAAUAAAUGUGAAUAAGCCUUUGUGGUGCAAAUCAGACCUCAUCAAACAUAAAAGAAUUCUCAUGGGGAGAAAUUUUAUGAAUGUAAUGACUCAGAGCCUUUUACCAUAAUUCAGCCCUCACUGUACAUCAUCAAAUUCAUAUAGGGAAAAACCCCUUUGAAAGUAAAAUCCCUUUAAUUAGAAGCCAUACCUCAUAAGACAACAGGGAGUUCACAUGGGAGAGAAACAUUAUGGGUGUAAUGAGUGUUGGAAAGCUCCUUAUAUCAGAAUGCACAACAUAUAUAUCUAAUGAAUGAAAUACAUGUGAGAAAGCCAUUUCACAUAAGUAAUGCCUCAUAAUCCAUCAUGGAGUUUGAACAAG
Molecule: messenger RNA, 3186 nt
Organism: Lepus europaeus (European hare)
Lineage: Eukaryota; Metazoa; Chordata; Mammalia; Lagomorpha; Leporidae
Product: zinc finger protein 883-like
Exons: 6
Coding region: 297-2234 (645 amino acids)
Biological process (GO): regulation of transcription by RNA polymerase II
Cellular component (GO): nucleus
Molecular function (GO): RNA polymerase II cis-regulatory region sequence-specific DNA binding; DNA-binding transcription activator activity, RNA polymerase II-specific
Source: RefSeq, a predicted model, not a curated record